AACCACGCACAUGCUCUUGACCUUCUUUAGUCAACAAAACCAAGACCCCAUAAAACCAAAUCCGCAUUUCUUACAAUUCAACCACAAAAAUAGGCAAAAAGACGCCGCAAUUUCUCCAAGGUAGUGUUGAAGUUUUGUUAAUUUUAUUCCAAUUAUUAGGCUACUUGUAGUUUAUUUUGAUGCUGUGUGUAAAACCUCGCCCUCUCUUUUCCCCGCCAUUUUCUGUCACUUUCUCAUCUCCCAAACACCCCAAAAGACCCUUCACUUUAUCCACCAAAUCCUCGAAAACCUCGAUCACCAUGUCCAUUGUUGAGCAUGUUGUACUUUUCAAGGUCAAAGAUGACAUUGACCAGGCAAAGGUCAAUAUGAUGCUCAAUGGCCUCAAUGGCUUGGUGUCUCUCGACCCUGUUGUCCACCUUACUGCAGGUCCCGUCUUUCGCACGAGGUCUCCAAUCUCCAAUUUCACGCACAUGCUCCAUAGCCGGUACAAGUCCAAAGAGGAUUUGAACUCAUAUUCCGCACACCCCGAUCACCUUCGUGUCGUCAAGGAAAAUGUCCUCCCCAUUUGUGAUGAUAUCAUGGCCGUUGAUUGGGUUGCCGAUAACGAUCCUUUGCCGUUGUCCUUACCCUGUAACUCUGCCAUCAAAGUGACCUUCUUGAAACUUAAAGAGAAUGUUAAUGAUGAAGUGCAAGGUGAGAUUUUAGGGGUAAUUAAAGGGAUUAAGGACGGUGUCUCCGGUAUUCAACAGAUCACUUGUGGGGAGAAUUUCUCACCCGCAAGAGCUAAGGGCUUUUCGAUUGCCUCGGUUGCGGUUUUUAAUGGAGUCAAUGAAAUGGAAGAGAUUGAGGGAAACGAAGAAUAUGUGAACCUACAGAAACAGAAGGUUAGGGAUUAUUUGGAUGGUGUCAUAGUUGUUGAUUAUGUGGUGCCAUCAUCAUCAUCAUCAUCAAAUCUUUGAUAUGUUAUUAACUACAAAGAAAACCUUGUUACUUGCUUAAUUAAUGGUUGCUGUUGGAACAAUAUUCAACUUUGAAUAAUUUUGGGACUGAUUGGUUUUUAAA
Gossypium arboreum is the source of this 1062-nucleotide messenger RNA. RefSeq names its product stress-response A/B barrel domain-containing protein UP3-like. The coding region runs from base 180 to 959 and encodes 259 amino acids. The record is from RefSeq and is a predicted model, not a curated record. NCBI's taxonomy places the organism in Eukaryota, Viridiplantae, Streptophyta, Magnoliopsida, Malvales, Malvaceae. The transcript is spliced from 2 exons.